Aureobasidium pullulans EXF-150 is the source of this 2198-nucleotide messenger RNA. RefSeq names its product amino acid transporter. The record is from RefSeq and is a predicted model, not a curated record. NCBI's taxonomy places the organism in Eukaryota, Fungi, Ascomycota, Dothideomycetes, Dothideales, Saccotheciaceae. Gene Ontology annotation, biological process: transmembrane transport. Gene Ontology annotation, cellular component: membrane. The transcript has 6 exons. The coding region runs from base 294 to 1898 and encodes 534 amino acids. Gene Ontology annotation, molecular function: transmembrane transporter activity.
CGACGCAGGCUACUGCGUAUGAACAAGCAAUUUGGCGACGGUAGCAAUAUCGUAUAUUCAAAAGUUAGUCUCGAACGGACGUGGUUCUGGCGGUGGGUGCUGUUGAGCAAUAAAGUGGAAGGCGCAAAGUGUUCGAGUAGCGUCACUCGGUGGAUUUGAUUUGCCCCGAGGGCCAGCCGUGCGACCUUCCUAUUCCUUCGGAGGUGGAAUUUUUCUCUCGAACAUCCUCUCACCUUUGACAGAACAUUCGUUUUUCGACGAAAUACGUUUCGUCUCUGCUUGCUUGCAUCAACAUGCAGCAGGAUCCAUCGAGCCAGGAGUACGCGGACGAGGUUGCUCGUCUCCGCGCGAGCGAGUCUGACUCUGAUGCUGAGCUUUUGGAAAAUCUAGGCUACAAGCCAGUUUUGCAUCGAUCUUAUACGCUUUUCCAUAACUUUUCUACAACCUUUGCGGCAUUGUAUUUUGUAGGAGGUGUUCGGGUUACCUUCUCGACAGGUAUUAGCGCCGGUGGUAACCUUGCCUAUUGGACGAGCUAUAUCGUGACUUGCGUCUUCACCUUCAUUACAGCAGCCGUCAUUGCUGAGAUAUGCUCCUCUCUACCACUUGCUGGAUCUAUCUACCUCUGGGCUGCUGAGGCUGGCGGGCCCAGAUUUGGUCGCUUCUUUGGCUUCAUUGUAGCUUGGUGGAGCACCACGGCAUGGACAACCUUCUGCGCAAGUAACACUCAGGGCGCGGUCAAUUACCUUCUGGCUGAGAUUGUGGUGUUUGAUGUCGACUAUCCCUCGGACUCUGACCACAUCAAGUACCGCGCUGUGCAAUGGGCUGUUACCGAAUUCAUGCUGGCAGUAGCUUGCAUUGUAAACCUGCUUCCGCCCAAGUUUUUCCGUUGGAUCUUCUAUGCUUCCUCGAGUAUGGUCGUAUUGGACUUCAUUCUCAAUAUGAUCUGGCUUCCCAUUGGAGUGGCUCAAACAUAUGGCUUCCGCACCGCGCAUGAGGCUUUCAUGACCACCUACAAUGGCACCGGAGCUCCUGCUGGCUGGAACUGGUGUCUUUCUUACCUGGCUACUGCUGGUAUCUUGAUUGGAUUUGAUGCUUCUGGCCAUGUGGCUGAGGAGACCAAGAAUGCCAGUGUGAAUGCUGCUAAAGGAAUUUUCUGGAGUACCGUCGUCAGUGGCAUUGGCGGCUUUAUUGUCGUGAUUAUGUUCUUAUUCUGUGUGCCUGACGCGGACACCUUCUUCCAGUUCGGCUCUGAGCAGCCAUUUGUACCACUCUAUGCCGUGGUCCUUGGUCAGGGCGGACAUGUAUUCAUGAACGUCGUCUGUGUCGUAGCACUUUGGUUCAACACGGCAAUUGCGGUGCUCGCCGCUUCCAGAUUGGUCUUUGCUGUCGCCAGAGAUGGCGUUCUCCCCUAUUCCGGCUGGGUAUCUCAAGUUUCCAAUGGCCAGCCUAAGAACGCCGUCAUAGUCGUUUGGGUCGUUUCAGCCAUUGUCAGCUGCACAAUCCUUCCUUCCAGCACUGCGUUCACCAGCCUGGUUUCAGCCGCAGGUGUCCCAUCCGCAGCGGCAUAUGGUCUGAUCUGCCUUUCCAGACUCAUCCUUACGCCAAAAACAUUCCCCAAGCCCAAGUGGAGUCUUGGAAGACUCAGCAAACCAUUCCAAUUUAUCGCUGUCUUCUUUAACGGCUGGGUCGUUGCCGUGUUGUUCUCGCCGUAUGCUUUCCCAGUCACUGCAGGAAAUCUGAAUUAUGCCCCGGUGAUCAUGGGAAUUGUUACAAUCUUCGCCAUUGUUUCAUACUUCAUCAUCCCGGCGGAGAGAUGGCUGCCGAGUCAUAGAAUCCAGCAGACACUCGAGGCAGAAGGACCAAAGUCACUUCGUGUGGAAACAAUCGCUCACGACUAGAGCCGAGUCUUCACGAGCGACAAGAUUUGUACAUAUGGCUCAGAAACUCGCCAUGUAAUUACUAAAAGUUAAUAUCACACUUGCACAGCAUUUUGUGUUUUUUUACUCGCAAAGGUGAACUGCACCGACUACACCGCCAGUCUGGUUCCUUGUAAGCACGACUUGGUGAUCCUAAGGCAUGUGUUGACCAUCAAUGUACAAACUUCAAGCGAAGGAUGACAAUGUCUCACCAAACCAAGCGACUUCGGAGGCCGUGUUGUGAAGCGACAAUGAUUCGAUGAACAUAUGUUGUUUUACGGA